UUUACAGCCACAGGGCAAGGUCCAGGUGGACAGACCUUUCCACCCCCAACUUGACAGGGCUUCCCAAAAGCUCUCCAGCACCCAGAGGCAGUGUGUCCAAAGCCCAGUCUGGGUGACACAGCCAUGGUGCUCUGGAGUCUGGUGCUAGGAGCCCUACUGGUGGCCACUGUGGGGUGCCUGUGUCUGCUAGGGCUGUUCCGGCAGCACAGGCCCCAGGAGCCCCCUCUGGAUAAGGGCUCUGUGCCCUGGCUCGGCCAUGCCAUGGCUUUCCGGAAGAAUAUGUUUGAAUUUCUGAAGUGCAUGAGGGCCAAGCAUGGGGACGUGUUCACAGUGCAGCUAGGGGGCCAGUACUUCACCUUUGUCAUGGACCCCCUCUCCUUUGGCCCCAUUCUUAAGGAUGUGCAAAGAAAACUAGACUUUGUGAAGUAUGCAGAAAAACUGGUGCUAAAGGUGUUUGGAUAUGGCUCAAUACAGGGAGACUACCGGAUGAUCCACUCAGCCAGUACCAAGUACCUCAUGGGGAAUGGCUUGGAGGAACUCAACAGAGUCAUGCUGAAGAGCCUGUCCCUGGUUAUACUGGGGCCCAUGGGCCACAGUCCAGAUGCCAGUUGCUGGCGUGAGGAUGGCCUCUUUCACUUCUGCUACAAGAUCUUGUUCAAGGCCGGCUACCUGAGCUUGUUCGGCUACACGAAGGGCAAGGAGCAGGACCUGCUACAUGCAGAGGAGUUAUUCAUGCAGUUUCGUAAGUUUGACCGCCUAUUUCCCAGGUUUGUUUACUCCCUGCUGUGGCCCCAGGAGUGGCUAGAAAUCCGCAGGCUCCAGCGUCUCUUCCACAGGAUGCUCUCUGUGGAACACAACUUGGAGAAGGACAGCAUAAGCAACUGGAUAUCCCACAUGCUGCAGUUCCUGAGGGAGCAUGGUGUGGCCCCCGACAUGCAAGACAAGUUCAACUUCAUGAUGCUCUGGGCCUCCCAGGGGAACACGGGGCCUACCUGUUUCUGGGCCCUCAUGUUCCUCCUGAAGCACCCAGAAGCCAUGCAGGCUGUGAGGAAGGAGGCCACCCAAGUCCUGGGGAAGGCCAGGCUGAAGACCGGGCAGUCCUUCGACUUCGAGGUCAGUGCCCUGCACCACACCCCAGUGCUGGACAGCGUGGUGGAGGAGACUCUGCGGCUGGGGGCUGCGCCCACCUUGCUCCGGGUGGUGCAUGGGGACCAUACCCUGCAGAUGGCCAGCGGGCAGGAGUACCUGCUCCGCAGUGGCGAUAUCGUGGCCCUCUUCCCUUACCUCUCAGUGCACCUGGACCCUGACAUCCACCCCGAGCCCACUGCCUUCAAGUAUGAUCGUUUCCUCAAUCCCAACGGCAGCCGAAAAGUGGACUUCUACAAGGCAGGCAAGAAAGUCCACCACUAUACCAUGCCGUGGGGUUCUGGUGUCUCCAUCUGCCCUGGGAGGUUCUUGGCCAUCAGCGAGGUGAAGCUCUUUGUCCUGCUCAUGGUCACAUACUUUGACCUGGAGCUGGUGGACCCUGACACGCCUGUGCCUCCCGUGGACCCCCAGCGCUGGGGCUUUGGCACCACGCAGCCCGGUCACGAGGUGCUCUUCCGCUACCGCCUGCAGCCUGCCGAGUGAGCUCUGCCGGCACGGCUGCACAGCUGCCCCUUGGGGGUCUCUGCCUCCUCAUACCCCCUGAAGCUGCCGCUCCCCACUGACGCCCUCCCCUGGCUCUGGUGGCGCCCCCUGCCCCUGUCCUAGUCGCCCUUCUUGCUCUCCAGCCUCCUUCUAGUCACCUCACAGGCUUCUCGUUCUCUCUCUAAAACACCAUCUCCCCCAGCGGGCUCUGCAGAACCCACCUGUCAGAGGAAGUCCAGGGGGAGGGGGCUCCCUGGGGGCAGCUCAGUUUGGGAGAAGUGCCUCGGCAAGCCCUGCGGUACAGAAACUGGCUGCCGUGAGUAAUGCAGCGUCUUGCAGCUGUUAGCCCCACCCCCCCACCCUGCUUAAUUUUUUUCCUCAGCACUUACUCCACAUCCUGUGGAAUUCAGGUUCUGGAACAGUAUGGUCCAAUAGCAAUAUGAGGCAGGCCGCAUGUGUCAUUUUUCAUUUCUUAGUUGACACAUUUUUAGGAAGGUAAAAGAAACAGGUAAAACUUAUUUUUAUAAUAUAUUUUACUUAACUGAAUCUAUCCAAAGUAUUAGCAUUUCAACAUGUAACCAACAUAAAUAUUAGUGACAUAUUUUUACGUUUCUUUUUUCAUGUUGUCUUCAAAAUCUGGUACAUGCUUUUCACCCUGGCAGCAUGUCUUGGCUCAGACUAGCCACUAAGUGCUCGGAAGCCACCUCUCAGCCCCUCCCUUGGUUCCCACAACUUGCUGAGCUCAGGGCUCUCUCCUACUUCCAGAACCCCCGUGUCCCCAAAGGGGUCUCACAGCACCUAUGACUUACUUGGCCUAUGCGGAACUCAACAUCUGUCCCCCCACCCCUGCCCUGAGCUACCCUUUCUAAGCAGAGGUCUCCCUGCCUCUCUCUGCCUAGGACUCCACUGCCCACUCCAGCAUCCCUCUCAGCCACAGACAAGCAGGCCCCAGUCUGUCAGCCUGACCCUCUGUGGUGCCUCUGAACCAUUUCCUCUCUUCCCCACCCCUGUUGCCAUUCUUAUAGCUCAGAACUCAACAU
Manis pentadactyla (Chinese pangolin) is the source of this 2669-nucleotide messenger RNA. Its product is annotated as 5-beta-cholestane-3-alpha,7-alpha-diol 12-alpha-hydroxylase. Gene Ontology annotation, molecular function: iron ion binding; sterol 12-alpha-hydroxylase activity; heme binding. The transcript has a single exon. Bases 124 to 1629 code for a protein of 501 amino acids. NCBI's taxonomy places the organism in Eukaryota, Metazoa, Chordata, Mammalia, Pholidota, Manidae. The record is from RefSeq and is a predicted model, not a curated record.